This is a messenger RNA of Tupaia belangeri chinensis (Chinese tree shrew), 844 nucleotides long. Its product is annotated as high affinity choline transporter 1-like. Gene Ontology annotation, cellular component: perikaryon; dendrite; axon. NCBI's taxonomy places the organism in Eukaryota, Metazoa, Chordata, Mammalia, Scandentia, Tupaiidae. The annotation marks the transcript as partial. Gene Ontology annotation, molecular function: choline:sodium symporter activity. The record is from RefSeq and is a predicted model, not a curated record. Gene Ontology annotation, biological process: acetylcholine biosynthetic process; choline transport; transmembrane transport. The transcript has 6 exons.
CUGCCGCGGACCGGGGAGGAGCCCGAGCAGGCAGAGCGCUUCCCCGCGCGGCGACCACCCCAGGUCUUAAUGAAGUAGCCGACUGCGGAGGAAUCUGGCCGCGUAGAUAAAAAUGGCUUUCCACGUGGAAGGGCUGAUAGCCAUCAUCGUGUUCUACCUGCUGAUACUGCUGGUUGGAAUAUGGGCUGCCUGGCGAACCAAGAAAUUUGAAGAGCGCAGCGAAGCCAUCAUCGUCGGGGGCCGGGACAUCGGGCUGCUGGUCGGCGGGUUCACCAUGACAGCCACCUGGGUCGGAGGAGGAUACAUCAACGGGACAGCUGAAGCGGUUUACGUACCAGAUUAUGGGCUGGCGUGGGCCCAGGCACCAAUUGGCUAUUCACUCAGUCUGAUUUUAGGUGGUCUGUUCUUUGCGAAGCCUAUGCGUUCCAAGGGCUAUGUGACCAUGCUGGACCCGUUCCAGCAGAUCUACGGGAAGCGCAUGGGUGGGCUCCUGUUCAUCCCUGCGCUCAUGGGGGAGAUGUUCUGGGCUGCGGCGAUCUUCUCUGCCCUAGGAGCCACCAUCAGCGUGAUCAUCGACAUUGACAUGCACGCCUCUGUCAUCGUCUCCGCCCUCAUCGCCACGCUCUACACCCUGGUGGGCGGCCUCUACUCCGUGGCCUACACCGAUGUCGUUCAGCUCUUCUGCAUUUUCAUAGGCCUGUGGAUCAGCGUCCCCUUUGCGCUGUCGCAUCCUGCCGUCGCCGACAUCGGGUUCACUGCUGUGCAUGCCAAGUAUCAGGAGCCUUGGCUGGGAACCAUUGAAUCAUUUGAGGGCUACACUUGGCUCGAUAGUUUUCUGUUGUUG